AUGGUUCACGCCGUUCAAUCCAUCAUGCCGUCGGCGACUUAUGCUUCAACGGGGACCCGUCCCCGCAGAGGCACUUACCAAGAAAUCCCAGUGUCCUCGACCUCCCACCCAGAUAACCCAAUUCCGGAAGAGCCUCGAGGUGUGCGCUCGCUCUCAGUGACCGACACCAAUUUCCACGUCAUCUCCUCGGGCUCCUCUCAAGGCACUACGUCAAGCGGCUCAAAUUCUCCCGAUACCCCUCUAACACCAACCACCGAGUCCCAAUCGGAGGAAGAAAAUGCAGAGGAAAAGGUCGACAGUGGUCGGCAACGUCGACGAGCAUCAACUGUCCUCAUUUCACAAAACGCGGACGAUAUGCGAAGGGUAUUGGAGAAUGUAGGCACAGCAGGCACUCAGAAGCUUCAAUCCCUCUGCUGUGGUGGGGGUUGUUGCCGGGGACAGGCAUUGCGCCCUGUAGAUGGGCCAAUCUCAGGCUUCAAUUCCAUCGUUGGACCUGUCGGUAACAAGGCCUUUGAUUGCCUCAAGCUAAACCUCGAUCUCCUCACUAUGGACAGUGAGCUUUCCAACAUUGCCCCGCUGCCAGAGAAGACUGUUUCGUUCAAGCCGAUCCCCGCAUCGGCGGUCGAGAUGACCUUUGGCCCCGCAGAUCACCCUCCGGAAUUCGUGCAGCCGCACCCACCUUACCAGGUCUACCGUGCGCCGCUGUACCACGCCCGUGAGUUGACAGGACCCGGCGCCGAAAAGCGUACCUACCACUUUGAUAUCGAUGUCACCGACUACCCCGCGGAAAGCGGGAUGGUUGAUUUCGUAGUCGGUGGUGCAAUCGGCGUGUGCCCCAAGAACAAGGACUCUGAAGUCGAAGAGGUCCUCAACCUCCUAGGUAUACCAAAGUCCAUGCGCGACAAGAAAAUUCUCAUGCGCACAACCAAUGGCCGCUGGCCGACAAUCUGGGGCGACGACAAGCCCCGCGAACUCAUCACUACCCGUCGCGAAGUCCUAAGCUGGUGCUCCGAUAUCCAAAGUUACGCUCCAACUAAGCCACUCUUCCGCCUCCUUGCCGAGUACACCAGCGAGCCAAACGAGAAGAAAAUCCUCGAAUACCUCUCCUCGGCCCAAGGCCAAGGCGCUUUCUGCGACCUACGCACAAGCUCCUUUGUCUCUCUCACCCAACUCUUAACCGCCUUCUCAAGCUCCCAGCCACCCCUCGACCACCUCCUCUCCGUCCUCAACACCCUCAUGCCCCGCUUCUACUCCCUAUCUCAAGAUCCCCAGAUCUCCUGCCAAUACAAAGGCAGCGAAUGCCGACGCCUAAUAGAAGUCGCUGUCACAGUCGCUGAAUCCGAUGACUGGCGCGGCGGGUCACGCACAGGCGUAGGGUCCGGGUACCUAGAGUCCCUCGCGCGGCGAGCGAUUGCCGCCGACGCCUCCGGCGAGAAACUCGAUCUUCACGUGCCCAUGUUCCGAGGACUUAUGGCGAACCCGCUCGCGACUCGUUUUGCCUCGGAUGGCCCGAUGCUGCUAAUUGGUGCAGGAGUUGGCAUCGCGCCUUUCCGCGGCUUUGUGCAACGCCGUCUCCAGUCGGCGAACUGCGCCAACAAGGUCUGGGUUUUGCAGGGUGUCCGUGACUCGCUGCUUGAUGAGCUUUACUCCGGAGAGUGGGGCGUGCAUGAGGACAAGGUGCGCACUGUUGUGCAGAGCCGUAAGGGCGAGAGUCGCUAUGUGCAGGAAGAGGUGAGACAUCAGGCUGAUCUUGUUUGGUUUGUUAUCAACUCGCUUGACGGUCGUGUCUUUGUUUGUGGUUCGGGUAAGGGUAUGGGUGAGGGUGUUGAGGGUGCUCUUAUUGAGGUUGCUAUGGCCAAGGGUAAUCUUAAUGCUCAAGAGGCCGAUAUGUUCUGGCAGCGGAAGAAGGAGGCUGGACAGUAUAUUGCUGAAACUUGGUGA
Penicillium hordei is the source of this 1941-nucleotide messenger RNA. RefSeq names its product FAD binding domain protein. Gene Ontology annotation, molecular function: FMN binding; flavin adenine dinucleotide binding; [methionine synthase] reductase (NADPH) activity. Gene Ontology annotation, cellular component: cytosol. The record is from RefSeq and is a predicted model, not a curated record. The coding region runs from base 1 to 1941 and encodes 646 amino acids. NCBI's taxonomy places the organism in Eukaryota, Fungi, Ascomycota, Eurotiomycetes, Eurotiales, Aspergillaceae. Gene Ontology annotation, biological process: homocysteine metabolic process. The transcript has 3 exons.